UUCACCGUGUUUGGGGUUGCAUCUACCGCGUCGCGUGACCGCAUCAGAGUCCACAGCAAAUCAGAAGGCCCUUGGCACACCAAAUCCGAGCAUUUGAAGUACGAAUUCGAGAGUUUUUUUAGCCAGCGGAAAGGUAGCUGGAAAAAUCGAGACAAGUGCAAAGAGUGGAAAGAAAAGUCGCGAUUCUGGGCGAAACGGACUGCUAAUAUGCUGAUGUAGCAUUCAAUCAGCUCGAAAAAUUGUCCAACGAAGGGAACUCGUCACCGAAACAAAUUGUUGCUCCAGCCGCCGGGCAGAGAAGAAGUGAAAACAAAAGCUCAAAAAGCAAAAAAAAAACUAAUUAAAAUAAAUCCAAAUACAUACAAAAUGUCGCCAUUCAUGGAGAAGACGUUGUUGUUGUUAGGCGUGCUCUGCUGCAUACAAGUGACCACUGCCCUGAUGUGCUACGACUGCAACAGCGAGUUCGAUCCCCGCUGCGGCGAUCCCUUCGAGCCGUACUCCAUUGGCGAGGUGAACUGCAGCAAACAGGAGCCGCUGGAGCAUCUGAAGGACAAGUACAAGCCCACCCUGUGCCGCAAAACCGUGCAAAAGAUUUACGGGAAGACCCGGAUCGUGCGUGGAUGCGGAUACAUCCCAGACGAGAACACCGACAACAAGUGCGUGAGACGCUCGGGAACCCACGACGUGGCCGCCAUCUACUGCUCCUGCACCAAGGAUCUGUGCAACGGGGCCAACUCGCCUGCUGGCCAAUGGAUGAUGCUGCCCCUCAUCGUGGUCGCCGGAUUGGCGCUCCUGCUGAACUCGAGGCACACAAUACGAUUCCAGAGCUCGUAAAUUGGGCUCGAAUUAGCGUUUCACUGCGUUCACCUGUACUUAUCGUUUUCGAGUUUGUUUUCAAUGGGUUUUCGAUUCAGUUCUGCAGUUGAUGCUCAUUUAGUUGCAUAAUUUACUUUAAUAUAUCAUUUAAUGUGUUCGUAAGCGUAAAUUUAAUAAGAAUAAUACGGAAAUUAACUUACCUUAUGGGUUCGCAUGCAUUAUAUAAAUCAAACAGGAUAAAACCGAAAAAGGUAACACACACUCUUUUGGGGGCAGUAAUAAAACAACCUUUUUUAUGCCUUUGUUUGAAAUUAAUUUUAAAAUACAGAAAAACUGCCAGUAAAUGUCUCCGCCUAAAAAAAAAAUUCAACCGUCGACCCUAAAAAAAAGAAGUCCUUAGUAAGAAAUGCAGAUCCUUGAUCUACAACAUAAGUCGUAAUCCAAAAUAACUCAAAAUCAGAGAGAUCAAGCGAAAAAGGGUUUUCUUACUCAAUACUUGUGGAUUUAUUUAUGAAAACUUCGUUCUCUUCUUUUGUUCUUUUAAAGUAUAUCCAUUUAAGUUUAUAACUGGGCGAAUCUUUAAAGGCUUGCCCUUCAAAUUUUAAAGAUGAACAUCUAUCAUUGCGAGAAAUACUUUGCAGUAACAAGGAUUAUUUUAUUAUUUGGUGUCAGUUAUAUUUUGGGAUUUUAUCCAUAUUGCCAUUUUGUUUUUAAACUUUUGUUCUGUGAACUAGUCUCAAUACUUGAGAUCUGUUUUAUGUAAUUCAAGAAAAUAAAUGGGGAAGGGCAUCCUCAAAGGCAAACCCUAUAUGAAACCGAUUAGUGCAAGUUCUAAGGAUGAACACCAAUCUUUACGGCAAAGAAGUUGCAAUAAUUUGUAUUCAUAACUCAUUUGAAAGCAGAAAAUCAAUUUUCGUAGCGAGAAAAUAAAGAGAAUAGCAUUGAAAUUUAUACAGAGUAAAUAAAUGAAACCCAAGGAGAA
Molecule: messenger RNA, 1798 nt
Organism: Drosophila sechellia
Lineage: Eukaryota; Metazoa; Arthropoda; Insecta; Diptera; Drosophilidae
Exons: 4
Coding region: 367-834 (155 amino acids)
Biological process (GO): positive regulation of voltage-gated potassium channel activity; sleep; regulation of synaptic transmission, cholinergic
Source: RefSeq, a predicted model, not a curated record